Molecule: messenger RNA, 1485 nt
Organism: Arachis stenosperma
Lineage: Eukaryota; Viridiplantae; Streptophyta; Magnoliopsida; Fabales; Fabaceae
Product: protein MAIN-LIKE 1-like
Exons: 5
Coding region: 1-1485 (494 amino acids)
Biological process (GO): meristem maintenance; meristem development
Source: RefSeq, a predicted model, not a curated record
AUGGGGGACGAUCCGGGGAGGCUUUAUCGUUUGGAUGGAGUUGCUCAUAUCGCCGGUGUGAUCAACGACGAGCCUCGUCGUUGCAUAUCCAGCGUUAGGCGGCAGCAGGGGAUGCGUCUUGAUGAGAGGUACGUACCGUACUUUCAGAUGGCCGGAUUGUACCAUCUUGCGAGACUGAACGACAGAUGGUUCCGACUAGAUGAGUCCCUAGUCAGCGCAUUCGUCGAGAGGUGGCGGCCUGAGACGCACACCUUCCACAUGCCGUUCGGAGAGUGCACCAUCACGCUUCAGGACGUCGCAUACCAUCUGGGGUUGCCAGUGGACGGAGAUUACGUGCAGAAAUUCGCAGUCAACUGCACCUGGUUCCAGGAGACAUUUGGAGAGUGUCCAGACGGGGCUGAUGAGGAGACAGUUAGGCGCUUUGCCCGUGCCUAUAUCAUGAUGUUAUUGGGCACGCAGCUGUUUGCCGACAAGUCCGGCAAUCGUAUACACAUCAGAUGGCUACCCUAUGUUGCUCGGCUUGAGGAGAUGGGUCGCUACAGUUGGGGGUCGGCGGCACUAGCAUGGUUGUACCGGUGCAUGUGCCGAGUCGCCAACAGACAUGUCGUGAAGCUAGCUGGCCCUUUACAGUUACUGCAGUCUUGGAUCUUCUGGAGGUUUCCUACUUUUAGGCCUACUGGGUAUGAUGAGAUUAGCUGGCCCCUUGCCUCGAGAUGGUCUGGUUACAAUCUUGGGAUUAGCAACAAGGGACCUCGGGUACAGAUGGCUCGCCUGAAGAUCGACUUGUUACAGCCUCGGGAUUUCAUAUGGAUGCCCUAUAGCGCACUCGACGUCAUCCAGGUUGUCCAUCCGGAGGUGUUGGAGCCUCGGCAUACGAUGUUAUGGCGGUGUAGGACGUCUCUGAUUUAUUUUGCGGUGGUCGAGUGGCAUCAGGUUGAUAGAGUUUUACCGCAGUUAGGCGGCGUUCAGCCCACACCGCGUCCCGCCCUGAACAUCGACUUCUUGAUGUCGAAGGACGGGAGAGGAGGUGACCGUUGGUUCCCGGCGCAUUUACCUGAGUGGCAUCUUCAAUGGCAGGAGCGUGCGGAGCACAUUUUACAGUUCGACAUCGUGGCCGACCCCGGCCCGUCGCAUGAUUUCUUGACAUGGUGGUAUCAGCACGGAAAGAGAUUCCUGUCGCCAGAGAUGUUAUUGGGGGAUCCUAGAGGUAUUCCUAUUCCGGAUGAGGCGACGCAGAGGGGUGCAGGCCGAGUUCCAGAUAUGGACCGAGUUGAGGAUGUUCCUGACAGACGUCGUAUUGAGAGGAGAGCACGAGUCGGGACACGUCGUAGCCAGCGUGAGUGGAAUUGGGUGGAUCAUGCUAUGGAUGACGUCGAGGACGCAGUUAGGGGUGGGGGGAGGCGGCGUGGUCGUGGAGGCAGGAGGAGGGUGGCUGCUGGUGGAGAGGGUGCCCAUCAGCCUGGGGGGUGCAGCUGGAGGAGGUGA